UCUCUCUCUCUCCAGUUACUCUGUAUCAUAAGUGACUGCAAAAUUUUAAUAUUGAACAUAUUUCAUUGAGAGAAUUGUGUUUCAGGAUCACCAAAGAUGGGCAUUGAUUCACCAAGAGAUGAGCAGCAGAAUAAACGCUUUUGCUGUGGGAGUGAAGUAUCUACAUUCUCUCCCCCUGGCGCAGCACAUGAUGGCUGGGCUUUGGAUGACUCAGUGGCCAGACUGAGUAGAUCUCAGCCAGAACCAAGGUUAGAGCAGCACAUUGUGCCUGUUGCUGCAGCUAUGCAGGAAGAAAGGGGGACAUCACCAUUUUCACAGCCAGCGCACCUGAAUGAUGUGGUGCUGAAUUCACAGCUCCAUGCUACUCAGCCAUCUACACGGACUUCCAGUCAGAAUACUUUCCAAAUCCUGGUGCGACAUGACACGCUUUUGUGUAUGUACAGACUAUAUGGAAACAAUUGAAAAACUAUGCAAAUUACUUGAUAAAUUGAGUUAUACCUGGAGAAUUGCAGCCAAAGUGGUAUGUAAUCAUCGAUUUUCACUGAUUGCUUGGGCAUGCCUGGUGUGCAUACAGUUCUCCUGUGUCCUGUGUAACUUGAAGUUACUUAACACACAAAGAAACCUGCGGACUUUUCCAUCCCUGUGUGCAACCAUCUUGCUUGAAAACAGAAUAUGUUUCUUUUCUCAUAUUUUGCUGUCUACUGGGAUUUUUGGGUGUCAUUUUGGCAGUUUGAUUUGCAUGUUCAUUCAGAACUUUGGUCAGAAUGAAUUUUACAGAUCCUGUAUUGUUCUUCACUUUUGAGCCCUUUGAAACCUUCAGUUGUCAGUCCUCAUAUUUUACAUGUUUGAUUUCAGUCCUGAGCUGUAAUUUAUAUAUAUUGUUACGUGUUUCAUUACUGAAGACGCCGUUUGGAUUGUUAACUGGUUUAUUUAACAACCUACAAGUAUCGGCUACAAUUAAUUACAACAACGUUACGGGUUUACCCACGUUAGAACCCUACACACAAAUCUGUCCACUCUAUCACAAUGUGACGUCGGCUCAUGUCCAUGGUCUGUGUGCGCACUUCUCCCCUCUACUAUCUCUAAGGUCCCCCUCUCUCCUCCCCUUCCUGAGCCGGCUUAGCGGCCUAACAAGUGGAGCUAAGGGCGCUUGGGUUCCCAACCAUUGAAGGGGUAGGUUGUUCUCAUUUCGGACCACUGGUCGAGGUCAUCCUCGACCGUCCAAAUUGAUUUCUCUACGUGGUAUUCAGUCUUAGAGCAGCGAACUCUGCAAUCAUUCUGAUACAGGUAUUUACAUCGUGUUUGUAUUCUUUCUUUAUUAAUAUAUUAUAUUUAUUCUUUGUUAAUAUUUGAUUUGGUUAUUUCUGUUUGGGUAUUUCUGCCUUGCUGAUUUCUUUGUCCUCCCCUGCUUGCCCUGUCCUGUCUCAUGCGAACCUAUAAGGACUCCUCUGAAGGGUACCCCCGCUUCAAAAAGUGGUAGCAGAGCGUGGUUAUGUUCUUGUGGUUAGGUUCGUGUGGUUUGUUCCACGUCUGUGGUUUGGUUGAGUGAAAACGGUGGGACGGAACCGUGCUUUAGACAGCCGUAGUCCCUUGUUAUAGUGGUUGGUUGCUUUUGUAGCACGCAUUGGUAGUGUGGCUAUGUGGUCAACGUAAUUUCCUCUGAGAGUUUGGUUAGUGUUCAUAGUGUGUUUGCACGCAGUCCUAGUGUGGGUUGCCCUGAUAUGGUGGUUCGGUUUGUUUGUGUAGGGCACUUGGGUAGGUUAUAUGGGACUUGUUGGCCUGUUUGUGACCCUCUUGUUAUCAUAAUUGUUUCGUGUCCAUUUCAUUAGCAGCACUAUGGAACGACAAACUAUCGUACCCGAAUUUUUGCACAAGGAUGAGUUAGCAUAUGAGUUGGAGGUCCGUGGUAUAAAUACAGACGGUUUAAAUGUUGCGGAUUUGCGAUCUCUUUUCCAUAAGUCACGUGAAGUAGAAGAAAACCUUGAUGCAUGUACUAAUUCUGAUAUCUUUCUGGCCCCUAAUAAAUUGGUAACCUUUUGCCAUGACCGUUUUCAGCUGAUUAAGAAUUUGGUGGAGAACACAGACUGUUCUUCCAUUGGUCUUGGUUAUCCUCGUUACCUCCAUCGGUUGUGACAUGUCAGUACUCGGCUACGUCAUCUAUUGCAGUUGGGCAAACUCGCACCAGAUGUGCGGGCUGACACGGUAAAUUUCCAGGAAGAAAUACACCAAUAUAUGCAGUAUAUGAUUGCGCAGGUAGAUUCCUUGCAGAAGAGUCACCCUCCAGGGGAUCAGCCUGCUGCUGUUUCCUUUCUUAAGGUUCAGGCUACCGCUCCGUCCGACUUUAAUAAGGCGGAACUUCAGAGCAGAACACAUUUGACUGCCCCUAAGCUCACUCCUGAUAUGUGUUUACCUUCUCAGGAACAGCCACUAUCCCCUAGCCAGGUGGUACCUCUUGUGGUUAAUUGCGAUUCGAGUACUUCGGGAGGCUCUCUCCAUUUUGCGAACUUGCCUAAUCCUGUACACAAAAUGUUUGAAAGUCUUCAUGUUACGGACAGACUCAUUGUAUCCGAGCUUAUUGAGUUCCUACGAGCUUUAGUACGUUUGCAACUUAUGGCACCUGCGUUCCGUAUUUCUACGGCGCAGAUUUGCAAAUUCUACAUGGAUUUGCUAAGGGUCCAUUGGCAUCCAAGAUCUUGGCCGCUAUACAUUCUGGUGAUACGCUUGAUGAUUUUCACGAACGUGUAUUAGCUUUUUUUAUUCCGCCCCGUACAAUGCUGCCAUUGUUGAACGCUGACUAUUACCGAUGGCAAAGGAAGGAUGAGCCACUCACUGUCUAUGUUGCAGACAUUAAAGAGAUAGCCGCCGUUUUUCGUCAGGAUAUCGAUCAGUCUGCUGUGGUCCGCAAUAUUCUCGAUGGAUUGCAUCCAUAUCAGAGGAGCUGUUUAGUGUUCAGUGACAGGCCGCAUAGUUAUGCCGAUUUAGAUAAUAUGUGCGUGUAUGCUCAU
Molecule: messenger RNA, 3005 nt
Organism: Cryptotermes secundus
Lineage: Eukaryota; Metazoa; Arthropoda; Insecta; Blattodea; Kalotermitidae
Exons: 2
Coding region: 97-462 (121 amino acids)
Source: RefSeq, a predicted model, not a curated record